Molecule: messenger RNA, 1964 nt
Organism: Cynoglossus semilaevis (tongue sole)
Lineage: Eukaryota; Metazoa; Chordata; Actinopteri; Pleuronectiformes; Cynoglossidae
Gene: bbln
Product: bublin coiled coil protein
Exons: 2
Coding region: 308-619 (103 amino acids)
Source: RefSeq, a predicted model, not a curated record
AAACGGAGUUUAUAGCCACGCCCCCACUCCUCCCAUAAUUCCUUGGUUCAGCAAACAGAUUUCGUCGGUGUAGUGUGGAAACUACGAUAGGUUAAAGUAGCUAACUGGCGGCUACGGAGACUCAAUUUUAUACGGUUUUGAUUAGGUGACGUUGUUGUUGAAUAACUUUUGUAUAACAGCGUCACACUUCUGUUCUGUUUGUUGUGUUAUAUCACCGAAUUGCUGUGCUGUCUGGAAGCCUGUUAGCCUGGAAUAGCUUGACAGUAACUGAGUCUGGAAAUAAGUGACUAACGGUCACGUUUGAAUCAUGUCUGGACCGAACGGUGAUCCGAACAUCUCUAUGGACGACGGGAUUAUUAAUGACGAAGAUGAGUUUGGCGACGAAGAGUAUGCAGCGAUCAACUCCAUGCUGGAUCAGAUCAACUCUUAUCUCGAUGACCUGGAGGAGCGUAAUGAUGCGCUCAACGGUAAACUGCAUGAACUGAUGGAGUCGAACAGACAGGCCCGGCUGGAGUUCAGGGCCCAGCUGAACGGUGCCCAGUCUGAGGGGGAGCAAAAAUCAGAGGAGGAGCAGAGUAAAGAAGAUGGGAGCCCACAGAGGGGUGAAAAGAGCGAGUAGACGACACAGACUCUGAUAAAGAAAAUAAUAAUAUGUUCCCAAAAUGUACCAUUUCAUGUGGGUUUACUAUAUUUUCAAUGUUGGUUUCCAUACUCAUCAGCAUGUGUGUUUACAGUAUGUAAACUCAAUUCAACUACUCAGCAGUGUCGCAUUUACUCCUCCCUCCAAGUACCACCAAUAUGUUUAUUUAAAUACAGCAGCACAGAGCUCCAGUUUUCAGCCCAGAGGAGUAUAAAGUAUGAAGAAAAUAAUUUAUUUUUAGAAAGAUUAUUGACCUAGUAUGGCCGACACACGCUUGGGAGAGACAGUGAAGGCAUCACUGGGACUACUGGUGCCUGUGGUUGGUUGGUUUCACUUACAUUAAUAAUGUUCUGUUAUCUAUUAUAGAUGCUGCAUGUGAUCUGCUGUCACAUUGUUUAACACAUCUGUUCAAGGUGACUGUAUGGAUUGAUGGAUUUGGCUCAGCUGGUACUUUGCCUUUUAGGAAAGAGGACUUUAUCAGUGGUUAUUAUGAAGAUACGUUAUAGUGAAAAAUUUCAGGUGCGUCUUUAUCUCAUUAAUAAGAGAAUUGUGGGUUUUUUUUCUCUUCCUAAAAUGAUAUACAUACUGUAUAUAUAACAUUCCAAGUGUCUGUCACAGUAGUGUUUGUCCUUGAUCAUGGCUGUAAAUCUUCUGUGUUCUUGGUUUAUUUCACCAGCAGCUUGAAAUAAGUGGAUGCAAAGUUAUUAUUAAAUUAAUAAUAAUAAUAAAAAACAACAAAUAAUGAUGUAACCAAAUUUUCAGACAUUUUUUAAUAUAAAUUAAAGUGACCCAAGACAAAAGGCAAACAUCCAAAAAUACAUCAAAACUCCAGCAAUUAGAAAACAUCGCCUGUUUGUUCAGUUUGUCAGUAGCUGAAUAAAAAUACACUAAGAAACGUACAGCUUUGUGUGAAAUGUGCCUUCACCUGUCCUUCCCUUCCUCCUGCUCAAGUCUCAUUACUCCACGCGGUCAUGUGACAGUCGACGCCAUGAAUGCAGGAGUUGCUACAUGUGACAACAACCAGCGUCCUGUGGUUGGAAAAAUCAACAUUUUUUUUGUCUAAGUCUGUUCAGAACAGCACACGAGUCAUGAAGAGGAAAAAAAAAAACAUCCUUAUAUUUUACACGUACACGUCCCGUGUUGGCUGAAGACUGUGUGAAAUAUUAGACCUCUUUACAUGAACAGUUAGUGGUAAUCUAACAGUCGACUCGUUUAGCUAAAUCACAAACUUUUUUUUCUUGCUAAUACUCGGACCGUUAUGUGAGGUUUCUGUCCAGUGCACUGAAAUCCAAACAUCAUCAAUGAGGAAGGAACAAAAAAAAAA